Messenger RNA from Protobothrops mucrosquamatus (brown spotted pit viper), 2018 nucleotides. RefSeq names its product notum, palmitoleoyl-protein carboxylesterase (gene NOTUM). Bases 13 to 1527 code for a protein of 504 amino acids. Lineage: Eukaryota; Metazoa; Chordata; Lepidosauria; Squamata; Viperidae. Gene Ontology annotation, molecular function: hydrolase activity. The record is from RefSeq and is a predicted model, not a curated record. The transcript is spliced from 11 exons.
CUCCGCGUCGCGAUGGGGAGAGGGACGGUGCAAAUGCUGCUGCUGCUGCUCUUGGGGCUCCUGCACUGGGGCCCUGGCGGGGAGGGCAGGAAGAGCUGGAGGCGGCGUGGACCGCAGCAGCAGCAGCAGCAACCAGCGGCGGCGGCGGCCCGAGAGCGAAGCGAAGCGGCUGGGCAGCCGGUGGAGAGCUUCCCACUGGACUUUACAGCUGUGGAGGGCAACAUGGACAGUUUCAUGGCUCAGAUCAAGAGCCUGGCGCAGUCGCUGUACCCUUGUUCCGCGCAGAAUCUGCACCAGGAGCUGAGGCUUCACUUGCUUCUGAACAGCUCGGUCACCUGCAACGACGGCAGUCCCGCCGGCUACUACCUCAAAGAAUCAAAAGGCAGCAGAAGGUGGCUUCUAUUCUUGGAAGGAGGCUGGUAUUGCUUCAGCAGAGAGAAUUGCAACUCUCGUUAUGAAACAAUGAGGAGAUUAAUGAGCUCCAAGGAGUGGCCCCUUACCAGAUCUGGAACAGGCAUUUUGUCAUCACAACCAGAAGAAAAUCCUCACUGGUGGAAUGCAAAUAUGGUUUUCAUCCCGUAUUGCUCAAGUGAUGUCUGGAGUGGAGCCUCUGCCAAAACUGAGAAAAAUGAAUUUGUCUUCAUGGGUGCUCUCAUCAUACAAGAAGUUGUAAAGGAAUUAUUGGGGAAGAGCCUUGGAAAUGCCAAGGUGUUGCUGUUGGCAGGAAGCAGUGCUGGUGGAACAGGGGUCCUCCUGAAUGUGGAUCGCGUGGCUGAACAGCUGGAAGAGCUGGGAUAUCCUGGGAUUCAGGUCCGUGGCCUUGCAGACUCUGGCUGGUUCUUGGAUAAUAAACAAUAUCGUAGGACAGACUGCAUUGAUACCAUAACCUGCGCCCCCACAGAAGCCAUCAGGAGAGGAAUUAGAUAUUGGCAUGGACUUGUUCCUGAACGCUGCAAAAUGCAGUUUAGAGAAGGAGAAGAAUGGAAUUGUUUCUUUGGCUAUAAAAUUUAUCCUACUCUCCGAUGUCCUGUUUUUGUGGUGCAAUGGCUGUUUGAUGAAGCUCAACUCACUGUGGACAAUGUACAUUUGACUGGCCAGCCUGUACAGGAAGGACAGUGGCUUUAUAUCCAAAACCUGGGCCGCGAACUGAGGAACACUCUCAAGGAUGUGACAGCCAGCUUUGCUCCAGCUUGUUUGUCUCAUGAGAUCAUAACACGCAAUCAUUGGACAGACAUCCAAGUGAAAGGGACCUCUUUGCCCCGAGCUCUGCACUGCUGGGAUCGCAGUCUACAUGACAACAAUAAGAAUGGGAAAGCCCUAUUAAAAGGCUGCCCAGUCCAUCUGAUUGACAGCUGCCCGUGGCCACAUUGUAACCCAUCAUGCCCUACCAUCCGGGACCAAUACACCGGCCAAGAGAUGAAUGUGAUCCAAUUUCUCAUGCAUAUGGGUUUUGAUGUGCAGAAGAUGGCGCAGCAGCAAGGGCUGGAGCCCAGUAAACUUCUAGGGAUGCUGAGCAGUGCUAGCUAGAAGUGUAUUCUCUUAACGACGACGGCUCGACUCUUUAGACACCCAAACAUUCUGCCUUCUUUGCUCACGUACAUCUACAGGCCUAAGUAGCCAAACUAACGCACAUAGCUCUUGCAUAAUUAGCCUAUCAGAAUCAAAUGGACAGAAUCUCAUCUACAUCACUUAAACGAAGCAUUACCUCCACAUUACUGCCAAGCAGUACCUCUGUUCACAAGGACAAUCUAUAGGAAGUAACGGGUGCCUAGAAACUCCAGUUUCAAGAACCCAUAAGGGCCUUCAUACAUUUCAUCGUUUCCAAGGUAUUUCUAGGCCAUAGAGUGACUUUGGGGAUGGGUGGGAGCACUGAAUUAUUCUCUCAUCAGAAGUGAAGGUCUGACCACGAGGACUUCCUGGAGCCAGCAGCUCACCAUGUAAGAUACUGUACAAACAAAGCACAGCGGCUACAAAUGGAUCUACAGUGUAUUCAAUUUACUUUUGUAUUGUUUCAUGAA